Microthlaspi erraticum is the source of this 2694-nucleotide messenger RNA. Lineage: Eukaryota; Viridiplantae; Streptophyta; Magnoliopsida; Brassicales; Brassicaceae. The record is from the annotation of a GenBank genome assembly.
AUGUCACUGAAGACGAAGAAACCGGAUUCGAUCCGGGAAGACGACGACGAGUGUUUAUUCGCCGUCGAAUACGACGGCCCGCCGUUAUCCUACGACAUCCCUCGCGCCGUUCCGAUUAACAUGGAGAGAAUCCCAGUCGCCGCCGUGGUUUCUCCGGUCUGCAUCUCCGACGACAUGUCGUUUCCCGUGAUUCAGCCGAUUCUAGCCGUGGAUCCUCUGAGCAACAAGAAGUUUCUGAGAGAAAUGGUCGUUGUUCCUUCUUCCGCGAUUAGCAAUUGCGGCGGAGGCGGAGGAGAAGAAUCCAGCGACAUUGAAUUAGUCUCCGAUUCCAUCACUGUCUCUCCUACUUCCGUCAUCGUCUUCGAGGAGCAGACGGAGGAGGAAAACGGCGCCGAUUGCGAGCUGAGCAGCUCGAACUGCGGAUUAUCCGGCGAGUUAUCCGAAUCGGUGAAUCGUCAAGAGAAAGAAGAAGAGAGCUUAGAUUUGAACGAUUCAUGUAACGAAUCGGUUCUAAGCAUCGAUUAUCCAUCUUCGAGAGUUACAGGAGAUUGCGUGAGUGAAACAAACGGAGAUAGGAAGCAGCAACCAGUUGUGACGUUCUUAGGUAUUGCUUCCGAUGAUGAGGAAGAAGAAGACUGUAGCAACCAGAAGCGGAUCCGUGUGGCUCCGGUGAAGAAACAGCCGCAAACAAAAGGGAAGAAAGGCUCUUGCUACAGAUGUUUCAAAGGGAGUAGAUUCACGGAGAAAGAAGUUUGCCUUGUGUGUGAUGCCAAGUACUGUAGUAGCUGUGUGCUUAGAGCUAUGGGGUCGAUGCCUGAAGGAAGGAAAUGCGUUUCUUGUAUCGGUUUCCCUAUAGAUGAAUCUAAGCGAGGGAAUUUGGGGAAGUGCUCGAGGAUGCUUAAGAGGCUGCUUAAUGACUUGGAAGUGAAGCAGAUUAUGAAGACUGAGAGGUUCUGUGAAGCUAAUCAGUUACCUGCAGAGUAUGUGUAUGUGAAUGGGCAGCCUCUUUACCAUGAAGAGCUUGUGACGCUGCAGACUUGCUCUAAUCCUCCGAAGAAGCUUAAACCUGGAGAUUAUUGGUAUGAUAAAGUGUCUGGACUUUGGGGAAAGGAAGGAGAGAAGCCUUAUCAGAUAAUUAGUCCUCAUUUGAAUGUUGGAGGUUCUAUUAGUGCUGAAGCUAGCAAUGGGAACACUCAGGUUUUCAUAAACGGACGUGAGAUUACGAAAGUGGAGCUAAGAAUGCUGCAGUUGGCAGGAGUGCAAUGUGCAGGGAAUCCUCAUUUUUGGGUGAACGAGGAUGGUUCGUAUCAAGAAGAAGGACAGAAGAAUACCAAAGGAUACAUAUGGGGAAAGGCUGGGACCAAGUUACUUUGUGCUGUAUUGUCACUUCCUGUUCCAUCAAAAUCUGCUGCGAAUGCUUCUGGAGACCAGCUUCACAGUGCAAACAGCAGAAGCAUUUUGGACCACCUUGAGCAUAGGACUCUGCAGAAAAUUCUCUUGGUUGGUAACAGUGGCUCUGGAACUAGCACGAUUUUCAAGCAGGCAAAGAUUCUUUACAAGGACAUACCAUUCUUGGAGGAUGAGCGUGAGAAUAUAAAGGUGAUUAUCCAGACCAAUGUGUAUGGUUAUCUCGGUAUGCUUCUCGAGGGCCGGGAACGAUUCGAAGAAGAGGCUCUUUCUCUCAUGAACACGAAGCAGUGUGUCAUCGAAAAUAGUCCUGCAGAGGAAGGAGAUGCUAAAAGCAACAUCAAAACCUUGUACUCCAUUGGCCCAAGGCUUAAGGCGUUUUCUGAUUGGCUACUAAAGACAAUGGCUGCUGGAAAUCUCGCUGUCAUUUUCCCCGCAGCUUCCCGUGAGUAUGCCCCGCUCGUUGAGGAGUUAUGGAGAGAUGCAGCGAUCCAAGCUACGUACAAGCGUAGAAGCGAGCUAGGACUCCUUCCCAGUGUCGCUAGUUACUUCUUGGAACGGGCUGUUGACGUAUUGACACCAGACUACGAGCCGUCGGAUUUGGAUAUAUUAUAUGCAGAAGGAGUCACUUCGUCCAGUGGUCUAGCUUGUCUUGACUUCUCAUUUCCGCAAACUGCUUCUGAAGAGAAUCUUGAUCCUUCUGAUCACACUGAUUCUUUCCUCAGGUACCAGUUAAUAAGAGUACCUUCAAGAGGCCUCGGUGAAAACUGCAAAUGGAUCGAUAUGUUUGAAGACGUAGGGAUGGUUGUGUUCGUCGUUUCGAUGAGCGACUACGACCAGGUCUCAGAAGACGGAACCAACAAGAUGUUACUCACCAAGAAACUCUUCGAAAGCAUCAUCACUCAUCCGAUCUUUGAGCACAUGGACUUCCUCUUGAUCCUCAACAAAUCCGAUCUCCUCGAAGAGAAAGUCGAACGCGUUCCUCUGACACGCUGCGAGUGGUUCCAAGACUUCAACCCCGUGGUCAGUCGUCACCGUUCCAACAACGGUAACCCUACUUUAGGUCAGCUCGCGUUUCAUUACAUGGCGGUGAAGUUCAAGCGGUUUUACUCUUCGCUGACCGGUAAAAAGCUGUUUGUUUCUUCGAGUAAGAGUUUGGACCCGAACAGUGUUGAUUCGUCGCUGAAGCUUGCUAUGGAGAUACUGAAAUGGAGUGAGGAGAGAACAAACAUCUGCUUGAGUGAUUACUCUAUGUACAGCACUGAGCCAAGUUCCUUCUCAAAUUGA